CGGUGGUCUCCGUGGAAACCCAAACAGACCUUAAUCUUGGGUUUUCAGAAACAUGUCUAAAGCUAGCGACUACAGUAAAUACGGUUUGGCUCGGCUGCAGGCGGAACUGGAACAGGAGAGGGAGAUGAAACAAAUGCUUGAAGAGUCAGUGUGUGAUCUGCGGAGUACCAUGUGUGAACUGCAAGAAAGACUCCAGAGUGUUGAUGGGGAAGGAAAUGAGUGGAAGACAAGGUAUGAGACACAGGUAGAGCUAAAUGGACAGUUGGAACGACAGCUCUCACUCAUCCACGAGAGACUGGAGGACAUGAAAGGAAACCCUGUGGAUCGACUGGCCUCUAUUCGGUCCUAUGAAGACAUGCCACUAGAAACACUGAGACACCGUCUGAAGCUCCUGACCGAGGAGAAAUCUGACCUCCAGACUCAACUAAUGGAUUGUCAUCUUCAAAUUGGACAAGAAGGAAAGGCAUUUCAUAAAACCAACAGUGAGAGGCGGGCAUUCCUUUCAGAAAUUGCUAAGCUGUCUUCUACCCAUGAAGCCCGAAGAAUGCGGCACUUUGCACGUCCACAGAGGGCGCCAGAAAGCAAAGAGAUUAGAGGGAAGCAGACCGACAGGAAGGCAGAGGCUGAUUCUAAGAAAGGAAAAGAAGGAGGAGAAGAAGAAGGCGGAGAAGCCUGUGUGAAAGAAAGAGGAGGAGGUGGUGGUGGAAGAAGAGCAGAGAGAAAAGAAGAAAAGAAAUUACAGAGGAAAAGCAGGUUACCCACGCUAAAGCACAACCUGAAACACAAUCCUUAAGCCAAACUUAGUAAAAUUGCUCUUUUCUGGUUAUGUUGGAAUGUUUAUGCUUUAAUUUCUGAUGGCAUUUGUUCACAUUUCUCAGUGGCUGAUUAUAUUGAAAUACUGCAGAUUCUACACUAACCAGCCACUUCAUUAGGUACACCUUUGAGUAUUGGGCUGCAUCCCCUUUUGCUUUAGAAUUGUCUCAAUUCUUUGUGGCACAGAUUCAACCAGGUGCUGGAAACAUUCCUCUGAGAUUUUGCUCCAUAUUGACGUGAUAGCAUCCCACAGUUCCUGCAGAUUUGUCAGCCGCACAUCCAUGAUGUGAAUCUUUCGUUCCACCAUAUCCCAAAGGUGCUCUGCUUCAGCGUUCAAUGUGUUGUUCAUUCAGAGAUGCACUUCUGUAUACCUUGCUGCAACGUGGGUCUUACUGUUGCCUUCCUGUCAGCGUGAAGCAGUCUGCCCAUUCUCCUCAGACCUCUGACAUCAACAAGGCAUUUUCACCCAGAGAUCUGCUGUUCACUAGAUAGACCUUUUUCAGACCAUUCUCUGUAAACCAUAGAGUAAACCAUACCACGUUCAAAGUCACUGAAAUCACCUUUGUUCCCCUUUCUGAUGCUUAGUUUGAACUUCAGCAGGUCAUCUUGACCAUGUCUAUAUGCCUGAAUGCAUUGUGUUGCUGCCAUGUGAUUGGCUGAUUAGAUAUUUGUGUUAACAAGCAGUUGAACUGGCAAAAAAAUAAAUAAAUAAAAGAAAGAAAGAAAGAAAAAAAAAGAACUGGCCUAUCUAAUAAUGUGACCAGUGAGUCAAUUAUUGUAAAGUCUUUACCUUACAAUGUGAAGCACCUUGAGAUGACGGUUGUGAUUUGACGCUAUAUAAAUAAAACUGAAUUGAA
Molecule: messenger RNA, 1670 nt
Organism: Archocentrus centrarchus (flier cichlid)
Lineage: Eukaryota; Metazoa; Chordata; Actinopteri; Cichliformes; Cichlidae
Gene: ccdc169
Product: coiled-coil domain containing 169
Exons: 8
Coding region: 53-793 (246 amino acids)
Source: RefSeq, a predicted model, not a curated record